AUGCCAACCAGACAGGCAACACCGCAAUGGCGGUUCUGGAGCGUCUUCGCCGCCCUCAGCCUGCUGAGUCUCAUUGCUUCGGUCGACAUCAGUAUUGUCACCACGGCCCUUCCCACAAUCACCCGUGCGAUCGGGGGUGAGCGCCAGUACGUUUGGAUCGCGAACUCAUACCCGCUGGCUUCAACCGUGCCACAGCCGCUGUAUGCCCAGAUCUCCAACCUGAUCGGGCGGCGAAACCCCGUUUUGUUUGCGGUGUCCCUCUUUGCGGUGGGCAGUGGCAUCGCGGGAGGCGCAACAAACACAGCCAUGCUUAUUGUAGGCCGUGUAGUCCAGGGCCUCGGGACCGGCGGCAUCUACGUGCUUUCCGCCAUCAUCGUGAGCGACCUCGUGCCGCUGCGUCAGCGCAGCCAGUACGUGAGCGUCAUGUUUCUAACGGCGGCAGUCGGGGGCGCCAUUGGCCCGCUGGUAGGCGGUGCAUUUGCUGAGCGUGACUGGCGCUGGAUUUUCUAUUUAAACGUCCCGGCUUCGGGCGUAUCCUUGGUGGUGAUGUUCAUCGCGUUGAAGGAGAAGUCGAGGGCCGUCGCAACAAAUGACGCCUCGAUCAGGGGCGUCCUGGUGCGAGUUGACCUGCUGGGGAGUGUGAUCUUCAUCCCGUCAGUGCUGGCCAUCCUCUUGGGGCUCGUCCUCGGCGGGGUCGACUAUCCCUGGUCAUCAUACCACAUCAUCGUUCCUCUGGUCAUUGGCUUUGUCGGAUGGGGGUCAUUCCACGUGUAUCAGACUUUCUGCAAAGAGCCCAGUGUGCCGAAUCAUCUGUUUAAGAAUCGGACAACUGUCGUAGCCUUUGGGAUGGGCUUCAUUGCCUUCAUGCUGACACAAGUCGCGUCAUAUUUCCUACCAGUCUACUUCAUGACCGUGGCAGGCGCAUCGCCGGUCCGCGCCGGCGUUGACUGCUUGCUCUACUCAGUCAUGGUACCAGUGAGUGCUGUAGGCGCAGGGGCAUUCGUGGCCCGGAGCGGGCGGUAUAGGCCGUUGUUUUGGGGCGGCUUUGCACUACAGGCUGUGGGCUAUGGUCUGCUAUCGACAUUGGGGGGCAUAUAUUCACAGGCUCGGUCAUACGCGUAUGAAUUUCUCGUGGCCAUUGGGACAGGCCUUGUUAUACCUGCCAUUUCGUCAGCACUGAUGGCGCCACUCCCCGAGUCCGACGUUGCCUGUGUCAAUGGCGUGUAUUCAUUUCUGCGGUCGUUCGCUUUUGUGUGGGGCGUCACCAUCUCGUCGAUCGUCUUCAACAGUCAGUUCGACACCCAUGGGAGCCAGAUCCAGGACGAUACAGUGCGGACUAAGUUUGCUGACGGCGCCGCUUAUACUUCUGCCAGUGGAGGGUUCAUCGCGGGACUUCCACAGUCCACUAGGAAGAAGGUAAUUGCCGUCUACAUGGAUGCUCUUGGCACAGUAUGGCAGGUAGCGAUCGCAUUAUCUUGUGUGGGGUUUCUUCUGGGGCUGGUUGCGAAACAUGUUCCGUUGAGAGAGGAGCUUCAUACGGAGUAUGGAUUGGAGGAAAGCACGAAUACCGGUGAUUGUGAGCAACUUGAACGUGAGACUGCCGAGAGCAAAUAA
Messenger RNA from Aspergillus tanneri, 1614 nucleotides. RefSeq lists its product as uncharacterized. Bases 1 to 1614 code for a protein of 537 amino acids. NCBI's taxonomy places the organism in Eukaryota, Fungi, Ascomycota, Eurotiomycetes, Eurotiales, Aspergillaceae. The transcript has a single exon. The record is from RefSeq and is a predicted model, not a curated record. Gene Ontology annotation, molecular function: transmembrane transporter activity. Gene Ontology annotation, biological process: transmembrane transport.